AAGACAUCACAUAUUUGCAAAAGUGCUCUAACGUUCUCGGAGAUGCCUGAGGCUUCAGGGUAAUCCGCAGAUGAUCUCUGCAACACCAAGGGAAGUCAGGUCACCAAAAAGGAGAUCACAGGGUAAGGCCCCAGUAACCCUGUGCAACUGAACUGCUCUUCAUCUGGCCUCUUACCCAGGACCAGUUUGCCUUGGUAGACCCUACCGGGUGGAGAUAAAGCUCCCUGACAACAUAGCCACUGGGAUCACUGGAUACUAUAAACCAGUCCACCACAAUAAGGUAUCAAUUCACUGAGGUGGUCCUGGCCGGGCACAGCCCAAAGAAACCGCAUGACCUGGUUUCCUGUAGGCCCACCAACACCAAAGUGUCUCUUCAUUAAUUACUUUUUCAUUUUCUAUGUACUUACACAUUGCAUUUAAUCAUUACUUAGUAUUGGUCUUUGGCUCUCUAACAGUUUGUUUUUUGACCUGUCUUCCUCCCAUCACAGAUGUUUUCCCCUCCCUGAACAUGGCUCUUUCAGUUUUCUUUCUGGUAAAAAGGAGUUUUCACUCCCUGCUCUUAUCAAUUGCUUGCUCAUAGGGUGUUAUUUUAUUGUUGAGGUUUUCUUUUUGUUAUUGUAGAGUCUUUACCUUACUAUAUAAAGUGCCUUGAAGUAACUGCUGGUGCUAUAUAAAUAAAAUUGAAUUGAACUGAAUUAAGUUUGGUUUAUUAGGUUAUUAACAUGGAUAACUGAAACAGGCAAUUUUCCAUUUAAUACUCCCGAUUUUUAUUAUCAAACAAGUAAUAACAAAUGCGAUUACACAUGAACUACCACAUUUGUUAACAAGCUUUAUCAUUGGUGGGAUUGUUGGAAAGCAACAAUUCUAAUAUAAUUAUUGCACAAAGUAGGGGACAUGUAGAAGUCGCAUCCAUACACAAUGGACCUCAAUCCAACGCAAUGCAACUCUGGGAUGUAGGGAGGCUCCUGUACUGUUUGGGUAGGAUUUACUUCCUAUUGUUGUGAUACAAACUCCAGUAAUAAAAUGAGGUUACUACUAGAUUACUGUCACUAAUUUAAAAAAAGUUAACUUCCAAAUGCUAUACAGAUUUUAUGAUUGUAUAGCAUAUACAUUAUCAUAUUGUUACCAAAAUAACUAAAGUAAAUAACUAUAAUAUAUAAAAUAUAAAAUUUUUGCCUCACAGGCAUUGUUAUUUUACUUGCCAUUCAUGGCCACUAUUUAUUAUUUCACUAAUUAAAUUUCAGUUUCUUAAAAAUCUAAAAAUCUAUAGUUGAUACUGCACUUCCUGUUCAGUAACACCUUGAUAAUUUUAUAGAAAUAAAUUGUAAUUUGUUAUUAUUUUCUCCUUACUUAAAAAAUUAAUACCCCACUAUUAUAAUGUUAGUACUAAUUUGUAAUAUAAAAUCCAGCUGAAAAUAGUUUACAAGAAGAGAACACAGACAUGGAAACACAGUACAAGUUACACUCAAGACUUGAUCAACCACCACCAGAUAGGGGCACGCCCUCUUGAAGAAAACAAAAAAGAAAAAAAAAACAGUCUUUGUCAAAACACCUAUAUAAACCAGUGAAAACUCUCUUGCGCUCAUAUACAAACCACUUACAUCAGGCAGGGAUGGAGACAGCAGGUCUUAUAAUUGGUCUGAUACUGGGAGUGUAUUUUUUUCAGUUGAACUCAGUUGUCGCGUUGGCUGUGUGUCUAGAUUGUCUGAAUCAAAGGAAUAGGUUUACAGCAGCUCAUGCUGGAACACUGGUUUCAUCUUUGAACUGUAAGCUCCAGGGUAGCACUCGUUUGCCCGCAUUCUCAAUGGAUGGAGAUUUUAUUAUUGGGGGAUCGUUCUCCCUUCAUGCCUACAUGGAUACAUUUUAUAACAACUACUCUAGCAUACCGAAGCCUGUGAAAUGCAAAGGGAGGUCAGUAACAGUGAGAUGUGUGUGAUAACCACAUGUUGGAUUGUAUAAUGGGGGAGAAAAAUUGACAUGUAUUGUGUUUAAAGGUGCUGAAUUAUCUCUGUGUCGUGCCAAAAAGAAAUGUAAAGCAUUAUGCUAAAUAAUUUGCAGUUUUUCAUUUAAUUUUAAGUUUUAUUCUAGUUUUGAAAACUUCACAAAUUAAAGUGUGUUAAGCAGCAGUUUCAUAAGUGCCAACCCAGAAAACAAAAGAUAAUUUCCAGUAGUUAUCUGACAGUGGUUCAAUCCUGCAAAACGUCCUUAAUAUGUAGCCUUGUAGCCUUAAUUCUAACACUUGCUUGACUGUCUGCAGCAUUGACACACGUGGGCUGCGCUUCUCACGUGCAAUGAUCUUUGCCAUAGAAGAGAUUAAUAACAACACAGAACUGCUACCUGGAAUCAAGCUUGGAUACCAGAUCUAUGAUUCAUGUGCAUUAGUACCUGUUGCAGUGCAUGUGGCAUUUCAGUUUAUAAAUAGCUUCGACCCUGUGUUUUCCACUGGUAACAAUUGUUCUCAGUCUGGUAUGGUGAUGGCUGUUGUCGGGGACUCUGGGUCUACACCAUCCAUCAGCAUUUCACGUCUCAUAAGUCCCUUUAACAUUCCUCAAGUGAGCCACUUUGCCACAUGUGCAUGCUUGUCUGACAAGCAGCAGUACCCAAAUUUCUUCAGAACAAUUCCCAGUGACCAGUUUCAAGCUGAAGCACUAGCCAAGCUGGUAAAACACUUUGGCUGGAAUUGGAUAGGUGCUGUUCGGUCGGAUUCGGAUUAUGGAAAUAAUGGCAUGGCUUCCUUUCUCCAAGCAGCUCAGAAAGAGGGGAUCUGUGUGGAAUACUCUGUAUCUUUCUAUCGGACAAACCCACAGAGCAGAAUUCAAAAAGUAGCAGAUGUUAUCCGCAGGUCUAAAGCUGUAGUUGUUGUGGCAUUUGCAUCUUUUGGAGACAUGAAGAUACUGUUGGAGGAGCUAUCACGUGAGCCUUUCCCACCUCGCCAGUGGAUAGGCAGUGAGUCAUGGGUAACCAACACAGAAUUAACGAGGUACAGUUUCUGUGCUGGGGCCAUUGGAUUUGGUAUUCCAAAGUCUGCAAUCCCAGGUCUCAGAGAAUUCCUGCUGAAUCUCUCUUUCUCUGAAGUCACCACUUCAUCGGUGCUCACUGAGUUUUGGGAGGAUGCAUUCAACUGUAGACUGAAAAAAAGUGCUGCUACUGUAGACAAGAAAGUUUGUGAUGGAACUGAAGACAUACAGAACCUCCAAAGCCAAUACACUGACACGUCUCAGCUCAGAAUUACUAACAUGGUGUACAAGGCUGUGUAUGCAAUAGCACAUGCCAUUCAUAAUGCAGUGUGUCUUGGAAAAAAUGUCACAGCUCAGUGUAACAAACUAACCAAGUUAGAGCCCAAACAGGUUUUAACUGAAUUGAAGAAAGUAAAUUUUUCCCAAAAUGGUUAUGAUGUGUCUUUUAAUGCUAAUGGGGAUCCUGUGGCUAACUAUGAGCUGGUAAACUGGCAAAAACACGAGAGUGGCAUCACUGAGAUAGUAACUGUAGGGCUGUAUGAUGCGUCACUACCAGUGGGCAAGGAGUUUAGAAUUAACAGAAACAUAACCUGGGUGGAAGAUAGCGCAAAAGUGCCGGUGUCAGUGUGCAGUGGCAGUUGUCCUCUAGGAACUCGUAAAGUACUCCAGAAAGGAAAACCCAUCUGCUGCUAUGAUUGUAUACCGUGUCCUGAGGGAGAGAUUAAUAAUAUUACAGAUUCAGCUGAUUGUUUACCCUGCCACAAAGAGUUCUGGCCUAAUGCAAAGAGAGACACUUGUAUCCCUAAACCUGUAGAGUUUCUUUCCUUUCAAGACAUCCUAGGAAUCAUCCUGGCCACAUUCUCAGUUCUGGGUGCCUUACUGGCCAUUAUCACUGCAGUUGUAUUCUUUUAUCACAGGACAACUCCAGUUGUCCGAGCCAACAACUCUGAGCUGAGCUUCCUGCUGCUCAUCUCUCUCACUCUGUGUUUCUUAUGUUCAUUAACUUUCAUUGGAGCACCAUCUGAGUGGUCCUGCAUGCUGCGUCACACUUCAUUUGGCAUCACCUUUGUGCUCUGUAUCUCCUGUGUACUUGGGAAAACUAUAGUGGUUUUAAUGGCUUUUAAAGCGACACUUCCAGGUAGUAAUGUGAUGAAAUGGUUUGGUCCUCCACAACAAAGAAUGACUGUUGUGUGUUUCACCUUUAUUCAAAUUUUAAUAUGUACUAUUUGGUUGGUAGUUAGCCCUCCCUUUGCAAUUAAAAAUCUAACCACAUACAAGGAGAAAAUCAUCCUGGAAUGUGCAUUAGGCUCUGCUGUUGGCUUCUGGGCUGUGCUUGGUUACAUAGGCCUACUUGCUGCCUUUUGCUUUGUUUUAGCUGUUUUAGCCCGCAAAUUACCUGAUAAUUUCAAUGAAGCCAAACUUAUCACCUUCAGCAUGCUGAUAUUCUGUGCAGUGUGGAUCACCUUUAUCCCAGCAUAUGUCAGCUCUCCUGGAAAAUUCACUGUGGUUGUGGAAAUUUUUGCCAUUCUGGCCUCCAGCUUUGGGCUAAUGCUGUGUAUAUUUGCCCCAAAGUGUUUUAUCAUAUUGUUUAAACCUGAGAAGAACACCAAAAAAUAUUUAAUGAGCAAAAAUCAGUCAUAGUAUAUUAAUAACUUUAAAAUGGUUAAUAUUGCAAUUGUACACUCAAAUUGUGUUUUUUGUACUUACAUGCCAAGAGCUAAAUUAUUUAUUAUUCAUAUGUGUAACUCUUU
Molecule: messenger RNA, 4708 nt
Organism: Oreochromis niloticus (Nile tilapia)
Lineage: Eukaryota; Metazoa; Chordata; Actinopteri; Cichliformes; Cichlidae
Product: extracellular calcium-sensing receptor
Exons: 8
Coding region: 2292-4598 (768 amino acids)
Biological process (GO): G protein-coupled receptor signaling pathway
Cellular component (GO): plasma membrane
Molecular function (GO): G protein-coupled receptor activity
Source: RefSeq, a predicted model, not a curated record